Molecule: messenger RNA, 1238 nt
Organism: Eutrema salsugineum
Lineage: Eukaryota; Viridiplantae; Streptophyta; Magnoliopsida; Brassicales; Brassicaceae
Product: F-box protein At3g17710
Exons: 1
Coding region: 577-1113 (178 amino acids)
Source: RefSeq, a predicted model, not a curated record
UGAUACUUGGGAGGGAUAUGGAGGAACAGAUACUCUCUAGGCUUCCAGCUCGAUCUCUUGUUCGGUUCAGGACUGUAUGUAAACAUUGGAACGGUCUUCACAACGACAAGAGUUUCCUCGACAACCAAUUGUCUCGCUCCCGUCCUCAAUUCAUCUUCCUGUCCGAAUCCAAGAUUUAUUCGAUACACAUCGAUCUUGGCGGCGUUGAUCCAACGGUAGAGUUUUGUGAGCUAGCCUCUGAAUUUCCUUGCCAGCCUCUGAAUUUGAAUUUGAGAUAUACCACAAUCACGGCUUGCGACGGGUAAUUGUUUCGCGACUUUUGGAAGCAAGGUGUUAAUUUGGAAUCCGUGGUUGGGACAGGUUGGAUGGAUCGAUUACGCGGAUAAAAAAUUCGAUUUUUGCGGUGUAGGAUACGAUACUAGUAGACCCGAGAAGGGUUACAAGAUCUUGAGGUAUAUUACUCGUUUCCGUAGAGUCUGCCACAAUGUACAGACAACUUACGAAACAGUUGUUAUUUUAGAGUGCUCGUCUCAUGCGUUGAGAUCUCUUGAUGCCCCUUUCAAGCAGUGGCCCACCAUGGAUCCUUUGUCCUUAAACGGGAAUCUCUAUUGGGUUACUCAGGAUCGUGACACUGAAGAAUAUUUCAUACGAAGCUUUGAUUUCUCCAGGGAGAUAUUCAAACCCAUUUGUCUUCUUCCGUGUCAGAGGUUUAACUGGUUAUUCAAUCAACUUGUACUCGCGGUUUUCGAGGGAGAUCGGUUUUCCUUGUUAAAGCAAUGCUAUGAAACAGGGAAGAUCGAGGUUUGGGUAACUAAGAAGAAGAUAGAUGAUGAUGAUGAUAAUGGAGAGCAAGUGGUGUGGAUAAGCUUGAUGACUUUGCCAACAACUAACUUGCCAAAGUUGUUGUUUAGUGACGUUCGUUACUUCAUCUCUGACAAGACCCUAAUCAUGUGUUGUGGCGACGACCAAACUCUAGCGGCUUGCAUCUAUUUUGUGAGGGAAGAUUUGUUCAAGAAAAUUCAAAUAGAUUCUGGGAUUGUUCUCUUUUCUCACUGUGUCUACCUUCCAAAUUUUAUCCCGGUUCCUUUAGAAUUUAGAUCGCCGCAAGUUUAAAUUUUUGGAUUUUUUUUUUCUUGUCUUAUUAACCCAUACUUGUGUCCUCCUCCCUUUCCAGAAGAUUUGCUGCUCUCUCUCAUUGUUGUUGGAGCAGAGGAUACAAAACUUUCCCCUUCUUCUAU